CUCCCUUACUCUCUCAAUGCGAAAUAAUAGACUGCAGCCUUGUGCUCAACUCAACUCUGCUCUUUCCCGCUCGUACUCCAAUCUCACUAAUCACGUUAUGUUGGCGGUUUAGCUAAGGGUGCGAAAGGAGGCACCAGAGUUCAAAGUUGUUACUGUGUUAAUUUGUUUCUGUGUUGGUAGAUUUGGUAGAUUUGUGUGUCCCAUUUGCAUUUGAAAAGAACGGGGGAGUUGUCAUUGGAUUAAGUUGUAUUUGUCGCUAUGGGAGACGUGAUUUCGAGCCACCUGGAUGAGGGCAAACGGGAGAUCAUUACAGCCAGGACAGGCGAGGUGAUUGGAGAGUUUAGCCGUCUGUAUGAGCAACAGUAUGCAGUGGCCCUUUUCAACAAGGUCCGCUUUGACAUCGAGGGAGGAGGUGGGCCCCAGCCACAGCUACUGCACCGCAAGGUUCCUCUGGAGAAUAGAUCCAUCUUCUCUGGAGCUCUGUUCCAGUUUCUGGAGGAGAACAAUAAAUGGAGAAACCACUUCAUCUUCGUUCCUGACUCCUACACUAUCAACUACUAUGACAACAAAGCGUCUCACGAGAGAGGUCUUCACCCCAAGGGAAACAUCAACUGUGCUGGGUACAAAGUGCUGACUUCAAUGGAUCAGUACCUGGAGCUGCUCAACAACAGCCUGCCUGGUGUAAAGGCUAAAGUGGGUAACGCUCCCUUCCUGAAGUGUGCCACCCAGUUCCCCCUGAUCCUGUGGCACCCGUACGCCCGCCACUACUACUUCUGUGUGGUGACGGAGAAAGAACAGAAGAAGUGGCAUGCAGUCUUUCAGGACUGUGUAAGACAUGCCAAUGAUGGUUUAUCAGAGGAGAGCCAGGUGCAGACUCCGGCCUUCACAGAUGCAGUGAGGCUCUACCGCCAAGCCCACGGGCAGUAUGGCACCUGGGAGAUGAUGUGUGGGAUCCCCUCACAGAUUCUGGCCAACCUGGUGAUGGAGACUCUUCUCCCUGAGCUCAGGGAUCUGAUCUCCCCUCGACUCAAAGGCAAAAUGCACGACAGGCAGAGGAACUGGAUGCUAGUGUGUGACGCGGUGUAUGGUCUGGUGGUGAGGCAGGCCCAGGCCCAGUAUGAGGCUGUGGUGCAGAGCUGUGAGGCCCGACGCCCUCCUCUAGAGGCCUCCAUACGCACAGACAUGGACCAGAUCAUCACCUCCAAGGAGCACGUCGCCAACAAAAUCAAAGCGGUGGUGCUGCCUAAGGCAGAGAAGCUGCUGACGGUUAGCAUCCAGCCCUACAUCAGCUCUAUCCUGGAGGCCCUGAUGGAGCCCACCAGCCGAGGCUUCUCUCAGGUCAGAGACGUCUUCUUCAGAGAGCUGGUGGACUUGAGCAAGAACACACUGAAUGACGCUACCAAGGAGAAAGUGGGAGAGCACAUGGACAAGAUCUCUAUGCUGGCGUUCCACCCGGUGAAGAUGCAGAGCUGCUAUGAGAAAGUAGAGGACCUGAGUCUGGAUGGCCUGCAGCAGAGGUUCGAUGUCUCCAGCCCCUCUGUGUUUGUCCAGAGAGCACAGAUUCUCAUGAGAGAGCAAAUGGACGAUGCGGUAUACACGUUUGAGCAGAUCCUCCACCAAAGUCUGGAGGACCAGGGGCCAGAGGGGCUCUGUAAGAACAUCCAACGCUGCCAGGACAGGGUCAUCAAGAAAUUUGACUAUGACAGCAGCACAGUCCGGAAGAGGUUCUUCAGAGAGGCUCUUCUUCAGAUCUUCAUCCCUUACAUGCUGAAGCAGCUCACUCCCUCUUUAUCCCCUGAGCUGCCUCGUUUCCAGGAGCUGAUCUUUGAGGACUUUUCUCGUUUCAUCCUGGUGGAGAACAUCUUUGAGGAGGUGGUGUUGCACUCUGUCAUGAAGGACAUCAUGAUGGCUGUCAAGGAGGCAGCAGUCCAGAGAAGACACAACCUUUACAGGGACAGCAUAGUGCUGACUAGCAGUGAUCCCAACCUCCACCUGCUGGGGGAUAACCCUGCCAUCGACUGGGCUGGGGAGUAUGGGACAGGACAGGAAGAGGUGGAGACUGGGGACAGCGCAGGAGGGGCGGCCCAGAGGAGGCGCAGGAUGAAGCAGGUAGUCUCUAUGAUACAGCUGGAUGGCUCUCCCAUCCUGGAGUCCCAUCUGGACAUCCCCAUGGUGGACAGCAUUCCUGAGGAGGGAGUAGACCAGCCUGAGGAGGGAGUGGACCAGGACACCGAUGCCCUCUCAUCUCCAGAGAGUGUCCACCAGGAACCAGCCAAAGUUAAUGGAACCAGUCUGAAAGGAAAGAGAAAGGCCCCUCCUCCUCCAGUCCAGCCAGAGAACAUUCCUUCCCCUGCCCUAACCAAUGGCUCUGUCCUAGGAGGUGAGCCGGCGACAAUCUUGAGUGAGGCCCCAGAGAUAGAGACCAAAAUCUCAGAAGAUUUACCCCAGGAAGCUGAGUGUGCGAUGAAGUCCCCAGAGGCUAAGAGCUUUUUACACGACCCUGAGAGCACAGCGUCAGCCAUCGAGAGUGCCAUACGGGAGAUUGACAAUGCAGUGCAGGGAGAGGACAGCGAGCCAGCUGUGGAGAUAACUGUACUGGAGGCAGUGGCAGAAGUUUCACCCUCAAGCCAGGAUAGUGUACCCUUUACCAAAAAGGAGGAAUCUUUAAAACCAAUUCAGCAGGAGGCUCUGGCACCAACAGCUUUUAGCCAAGAGGAAAGCACUCCUUCCAGUUUAGAGGAGGUAUCAUCCUCACUCUCUACUCAGACUGGGGUAGCAGCAACACCCGUAGCAAAAGAGGAGAUCCCCACACCAACAACCCUGGACAGCAAGCAAAUCCCUGCAGCCAUACCAACAGAAAUGCCUAAAGCCAUACCAACAGCCCUGGAGACGGAGCAAGUCCCUGUCCCAGGACCAAUGCCAGGGGAGCUAGAGAGCACUUCAGUAGUCAGACCAGAGUUGGAACAGGCCACAGUGGAUUUGGACUCCCUGUCCCCGCCACACAACAGUGGCUUCCAGUCUCUCACCAGUGAGGCAGUGAAGAAGGUGGAGGAGGAUGCUGCCCCCAGUACAGAGGGGCCAGAGGCAGUAGAGGUGGUCCCUGAGGCAGGGGGUGAUGGAGUGACUGUGGUCCAGUAGAGAACAGCAGAGCGAGUGACUGGCCCAGUAGGGAACGGCAGCACAGAACAAUGACUCUGAGACCGGAAAGGAGGAGAAGGACUCUAGGAAGGCAGAGAGUCAGUGAGGAAUUUGUCCUCGUUUAGGCUGUAUGCUGGCAUUGAUUUAGAUGUGGGGUUUUUUCUGAAGACAGGCAUAUUAUACUAUAUUAACCUUAUCUCACAAAAGCAUAGACAAUUUAAUACAUGGAAAAUGGUUUGUAUACAGUAGUUUUUCCAUUAGAUCAACUGAUUUGGUUUACGCCUUCAAGAUAAUUCUAAUAAAUUCUAAACUUUUUUGUUGUUGUACUAAUAUUAUCUACCAAUACUAAAUCAGUCUGUACCUUAGGUGGGGCUCAAGUACAACUUGAAUGUCUCUUGUUUUUGUGUCAUUUCUAUAUUUUGACAGACAUUCCAACUGAUAAAUCAUGUGCAUUCCAUUCAACCCACAUUCCAUUUGAUAACAUGUACAUUGUAGUCCGAGUGCCAAAUGUUUGUGCGCUCAUGCCAACUCAUUGUCACUCAUUUCAUGCCAAACAUGGUUUGAUAAUGAAUGGAAUUGACAAGCGCACAAACAGAUUUGGGACCAGGCUAUGUGUGUAUUGCAUUGCAUUACAUCCACACAAGGGGAACUCAUUCCAUGAUCCUUUUUUAGUAUAUAUUCACUGUGUAGUGAAUGAUGAGGACGAUUGAAGGACCCAGUUGUCCUCGUCAUGGUGUUCUGUAAAUAUGAAAUCGCACAAUUCAGGUGCUGUUCUUGGUUGAGUAUACAAAAUCUUAGACACCUUCCUAAUAUUGAGUUGCACCCCCUUUCCCCUCAGAUCCGCCUCAAUUCGUUGGGUCAUGGACUCUACAUGGUGUCAUGCGUUCCACAGGGAUGCUGGCCCAUGUUGGCUCCAGUGCUUCCCACAGUUGUCAAGUUGUUUUGGGUGGUGGACCAUUCAUGAUACACACAGGAAACUGUUGAGCGUGGAAAAACCCAGCAGCGUUGCAGUUCUUGACACAAAUCGGUGCGCCUGGCACCUACUACCACUUCCUGUUCCAAGAUGCUUAAAUCUGGUCUUGUUCAUUCACCCUCUAAAUGGCACACAUUCACAAUCCGUCUCAAGGCUUAAACAUCCAUCUUUAACCUGUCUCCUCCCCUUCAGCUAUACCGAUUUGAAGAGGAUUUAACAAGUGACAUCAAUAAUUGAUCAUAGCAUUUACCUGGUCAGUUUGUCAUGGACAGGACAGGAGUCCUUAAUGUUUUAUACACCGUGUAUAAUGUUCAGUGUCAUCAUUGAUUUGUUUAAAGUUUGCUUAGUAAACCCUCUGAUCUGCACUGCUGCUCCACCAGUUGGUUUAACCCUGAAUCUACACGCUGUCAAGCGUGCUGCUUACCCACGGUGUUAAAUUGUAUUUCGAUUGGACCACGGCAAGGUGUGCAAAGCUAGAGCUAGCCAUAGCGAAAUAAAAAUCUUGAGUAUUUAUUCCAUAGAUUCAACGACCAAUAUGUCCUUGUUAUCUUAUUGGUGUUUGUAUGUCCCACUACUUUCAUACAGUUGCUCUGUGAAGGUUCCUGUCAGUUUAAUAUGUCUUAUUAUCAGAGGAUUUCAAAUACUUUUGUAAUCGUGCAUCAGUCUUCAAUAAUCUUCUGGGAUAUUUGAUGGAAAGGUGCCUGGGAAUCGAGCAAUCCUGUCUCAUGGAAUACUGGAAAACAUUGCAUUUUCUAUUUCAAAUUGUCAUUUCAAUCUGUCAAACAUAAUGAUAGGCACAACUGUUAUAUCAUGGCAUGGAAAUCAUAGCAAAAUACAACAUCAAAUGAGUAAUGCUAUUUGCUAUGUUGUCCUUAAUAUUUUACAAUGUAUUAUUGAUAUGACUGGGAAUACCUCAGUUCUGACAUUGAAUGGUUCCUAACAGAAAAGGCCUCUGUACAUACAGUAUUAAAUACAUUGUUGGCCCUUUUCACCACCAUAGUCAUUCAUUUUGCAAAGACUAUAGUACAAAAUACAUAUCUUCAGUGCCUUCAUUGAUAUACAUGUUUUUUCCCCCCCAAUUUUCCCCCUUCUAUUUAUUAUGUAUUGCACACUGCCUUAUGUCCCCAACCCACACUGCCUUAUGUCCCCAACCCACACUGCCUUAUGUCCCCAACCCACACUGCCUUAUGUCCCCAACCCACACUGCCUUAUGUCCCCAACCCACACUGCCUUAUGUCCCCAACCCACACUGCCUUAUGUCCCCAACCCACACUGCCUUAUGUCCCCAACCCACACUGCCUUAUGUCCCCAACCCACACUGCCUUAUGUCCCCAACCCACACUGCCUAACGUCCCCAACCCACACUGCCUUAUGUCCCCAACCCACACUGCCUUAUGUCCCCAACCCACACUGCCUUAUGUCCCCAACCCACACUGCCUUAUGUCCCCAACCCACACUGCCUUAUGUCCCCAACCCACACUGCCUUAUGUCCCCAACCCACACUGCCUUAUGUCCCCAACCCACACUGCCUUAUGUCCCCAACCCACACUGCCUUAUGUCCCCAACCCACACUGCCUUAUGUCCCCAACCCACACUGCCUUAUGUCCCCAACCCACACUGCCUUAUGUCCCCAACCCACACUGCCUUAUGUCCCCAACCCACACUGCCUUAUGUCCCCAACCCACACUGCCUUAUGUCCCCAACCCGUUUGAUGAGGGUACUUUUAGAUUUGUUUUACUCAAUGUUAUACAGCAGACUUAUUGAUUUCAUAAAUAAUUGAUUAAAUAUGUUGGUCUGUUUAUGGUUUUCCUUUGGAACACACAGGUUUGUCAAAGGGGGCAAUCUGGGAAUUGAAAAACAACCGUGGGCAUCCUGACACUAUUGUUGGCAAACAGGUGAGGGAUGGGAAUGGAGAAAUGUUACCACUCAAAUUCCAAAAUGGAUGUGCCAAUCGCAGAUUGCCCUCUUUUUGAAAUUGUUGUUGGGUUCAUGUGGAGCAGUAUUUAAGCUUGCAUUCACAUUGACUGUCAUAAUUCCUCAUGUAUUUUUCGCCAUUGUUUGUAAGCAACGUAAUUGUAAACAUGGUUAAAAGUUGAAAUAAAGACAAAUCAAUAUGGUUAAAAUGUA
This is a messenger RNA of Oncorhynchus kisutch (coho salmon), 6238 nucleotides long. RefSeq names its product protein Niban 2. The transcript is spliced from 14 exons. NCBI's taxonomy places the organism in Eukaryota, Metazoa, Chordata, Actinopteri, Salmoniformes, Salmonidae. The record is from RefSeq and is a predicted model, not a curated record. The coding region runs from base 259 to 3138 and encodes 959 amino acids.